Messenger RNA from Micropterus salmoides (largemouth bass), 3684 nucleotides. It is a transcript of the gene meis1b, whose product is annotated as Meis homeobox 1 b. Gene Ontology annotation, molecular function: DNA-binding transcription activator activity, RNA polymerase II-specific; RNA polymerase II cis-regulatory region sequence-specific DNA binding. The transcript is spliced from 13 exons. Gene Ontology annotation, biological process: brain development; animal organ morphogenesis; embryonic pattern specification. The record is from RefSeq and is a predicted model, not a curated record. The coding region runs from base 586 to 1752 and encodes 388 amino acids. NCBI's taxonomy places the organism in Eukaryota, Metazoa, Chordata, Actinopteri, Centrarchiformes, Centrarchidae.
CACACACACGCACACACGCUCAGCAUCGAUCGUGGCUCCUUUAAGAAAGCCUAAGCCAGAAUUAUCACCCCACCUCCUCUUGAUCUCCUACAGACGCUUUUGCAUAAGAAAAUCAAGCCGGGAGCCGAGAGUGAUCAAAGAAAACGAGAGGAGAGCUGCUUCAUUUUUUAACUGUGAUUGUGACGAUUAACAUUUAGGUGGUGCCGAUCCCGUGGAGACGCGCGUCGGACCAUCAUUCAUCCUGUACUUUUGACAAGCCCUCGCGUUUUGACUGACAGGCGGAGUGGCAAAAAGCCAUGAGAGUCGCCAGUUUUGUUUGAGGGGCUAUUUUAUUUUCAUCCUGGUUUUGGAAAAGGAGCCUGGCGCCGCUGCCCCGAGGACAGCCGAGGACCUAUUCACCGCGCCUGGGCUAAACUUGCGCAGAAAGCGGGGGCUGGCUUCACCGUUCCGUGGAAAAAAGGCAUACGGGAUUUUGGCUGAAACGUCUUCCCAUUUAUUUGGAUUUUCUUUCUUCAUUACAUCUCCACCCUGGCCUCAGAGGGGAUUUAUCUAAACUGAAAGGACGACCAGGGAGUCAGGAGGGUUAUGGCGCAACGGUACGAAGACUUGCCCCACUACGGGAUGGACGGGGUGGGCAUUCCGACCACCAUGUACGGAGACCCGCACGGCGCUCGGUCCAUGCAGGCGGUGCACCUCAACCACGGACCCCAGCUGCACUCCCACCAGUACCCGCACACCGCCCACACCAACACCAUGCCUCCCAGCAUGGGCUCCUCCGUUAACGACGCUCUCAAGAGAGAUAAAGACGCUAUAUACGGGCACCCCCUGUUCCCCUUGCUUGCACUGAUUUUUGAGAAAUGUGAAUUAGCGACUUGCACCCCCAGAGAGCCCGGGGUGGCAGGAGGAGACGUCUGUUCAUCGGAAUCUUUCAAUGAAGACAUAGCUGUGUUUGCAAAACAGAUUCGGGCAGAAAAGCCUUUAUUUUCAUCGAAUCCAGAAUUGGAUAAUCUGAUGAUUCAAGCCAUUCAAGUUUUACGAUUUCAUCUUCUGGAGCUGGAGAAGGUACACGAGCUGUGUGAUAAUUUCUGUCACCGGUACAUCAGCUGCUUGAAAGGCAAGAUGCCCAUCGACUUGGUCAUAGACGACAGAGAGGGCGGGUCCAAAUCAGACAGCGAGGAAAUCACAAGAUCAUCUGUGGCCCUUGAUCAGACGUCCUGGAACAGAGAUCAUGAUGACACGGCGUCCACACGCUCUGGAGGAACACCAGGCCCGUCCAGCGGCGGACACACAUCACACAGCGGUGACAACAGCAGUGAACAGGGUGAUGGCCUGGACAACAGCGUGGCAUCACCGAGCACAGGGGAUGAUGAUGACCCGGAUAAAGAAAAGAAACGCAACAAGAAGAGAGGAAUCUUCCCUAAGGUGGCCACCAACAUUAUGAGAGCAUGGCUCUUCCAGCACCUAACACAUCCCUACCCGUCAGAAGAACAGAAGAAACAGCUGGCGCAAGACACAGGCCUCACCAUCUUACAAGUGAACAACUGGUUCAUUAAUGCCAGGAGGAGAAUAGUCCAGCCCAUGAUCGACCAGUCAAACCGUGCAGUAAGUCAAGGAGCUCCCUAUAAUCCAGAUGGCCAGCCGAUGGGGGGCUUCGUCAUGGACGGCCAGCAGCACAUGGGAAUCAGACCACCUGGACCAAUGGGUGGAAUGGGCAUGAACAUGGGCAUGGAAGGUCAGUGGCACUACAUGUAGCCCCACCCCAAUCCGACCAAUCGCAACACAAAGGGGGAUAACUGCAGGGCAAACCAGGGGAUCACCUGUCUCACAGAGGCCUAGGGAGCAUGGGAACUAGACUCCUUGACUUCCUGAUGACAACAACCAACAGCAACCCCUGUCCACCUCCGAGACCCAACAACUUUUUAUCUGGCUGAUAUCUGCAACAUGGAAGCCUUCUGUGACUGCCUACAAUACUUGUCUAUGUAUCCAGCGACCCCUGCUUCUUCUCUGGUGGGCACUAGACUUUGCCCCCCUUGCCACUGCCCACUAGGUUCACAUGGAUUCCUCCAUUAAAAGUGAUUGCGAUUGCGAGCAUAGAUGACACACAAGAGACACACGGUGUCCUUUGCCUGUACCUUCGGCGAAUGCAGCACCUGGUGAUAUAUUCUAGACUCUUUGGCAAAAAAAGAGACUUCCUGUGAAGAGCACUACACUCUUUGGGACGAUGGAAUUGGACCACGGAGAAGCCAAUGUCUGUAUCUGACAGGACACUAACAAAGCAAAGGAGGUGCCCUUUAAAAAAAUUUAGUGGAUUGAAACAUGAAAGGAGGGAAAGCAAGAGAAAAGAAAUUAAAAGUAUAACUAUAUCAACCCCUAGUUUGGGAAGUGAGUGGAGAAAGAAAAUAUACUGUAUACUGUUGUAAAAUUACGCUGGACUCUCACAAGAACUGGGAAUUUAAGUAUUGUAAAUGCUAUUGUAUUGUUCUGCAUAUUAUGUUGUUUCUAAUAGAUUUUUUAAAAAAGGAUGUGAACUUUUUUCUCUUUUUUCCCCUGAUUUCUUUCCACACUAUGUGUGUGCCAUCUCUCCAUCAAAUUUGACCUCCUUGCCCCCUCCCUCCAUUGAAUCACAAUGCAUUUUUAAAAGACAAAAAAGUGAAUAAACAGAUAAUUCGAUCAGUCUCUCAUUUCUCACAGGCUUUUAUUUGGAUGGUAAGAAAGAGUGUGAUGGCGAUUCAGAUGCGUUUUUUAUUUUACACACAGACCAUCCACGUACAUGCAGGGUGCAACUAACUUGUUUUACUGUUGCUGUGUUUACACCUUGUAACUCCAAUUUUGGUCAUUUUUGAAAGACAUUUUCAUAUCAUUUGAUUAUAUGUUCCUCUACUGGUGGAAUGUUUUUACUGGGGUCAUGAAACUCUCUUAUAAUUCAUUCGAUUACCUCCAAACACAAUGACAUCAAUCUAAAUGCAGUUUCUGAGAAGCUAACAUUUUGGAUGUACAAGGUUUUUAAUCCAGCUGCCAUUGUCCAAUUUUUCAUUUUAUUCCAUUCUAUACUCUGUUUACAUGAGGACAGACACAUAUUGUAGGUGUCAACAUGGAUAACAUCAUGACAGGCUAACAAACAUCAUACAGAGCUUCAGGUAAUGCUCACAAACAAUCUAAAAAAAUCACUGUGGAUGGGAAACUACAAGUGUGUGUCCCACAAACAUGUUGUUUCCUGUUUUUCUCCAUGUGUGUCUGUGAUUGAGGGCCUCUGAAAGUCUAUUCCAGUGUCCUAUUGAUGUGUUUUAUGUCACAAGGCCGAGCACUCGCAUGGCCAAUGGAUUUUCGUCCCCUGCAGUGUUUCAUGCCUGAUAACAGGGAGAGGCAGAGACUAUGGGAAAACACCAUUUAGACCACAGUCCAUUCAUUUUGAUUUAACCAGAUGAUGUAACGCUGAUCAACAGACAGGAGAGAAUGUAAAAGCCACUGUGUGUGUGGCAGUAUGCAUGUGAGGGGGAACGUGUGUGUGCGUGCAUACAUGCUUGUGUGGGUUAUCAAUGCAUCCAUUAUCCAUUGCUUCAAACAUGUAUUACGCACAUCUUUAAGAUUCCUUUGAAGACAAGUCAUGUUUCUUAUGCUUUUACUUUGAAGGGUAUAUAUGUACAUCUGUGUUGUAAAUAAAUACUUUUUGUUCAAAUGACAGAA